Molecule: messenger RNA, 7929 nt
Organism: Betta splendens (Siamese fighting fish)
Lineage: Eukaryota; Metazoa; Chordata; Actinopteri; Anabantiformes; Osphronemidae
Gene: hoxc6a
Product: homeobox C6a
Exons: 2
Coding region: 6406-7113 (235 amino acids)
Biological process (GO): anterior/posterior pattern specification; regulation of transcription by RNA polymerase II
Cellular component (GO): nucleus
Molecular function (GO): DNA-binding transcription factor activity, RNA polymerase II-specific; RNA polymerase II cis-regulatory region sequence-specific DNA binding
Source: RefSeq, a predicted model, not a curated record
GUGUGUGUGUGUGUGUGUGUAUGUGUGUGUUUUUCUCUGCAGACUCACGCCCCACCUCACCUGUUUUUCAGGUUUAAACACUGGCAUCAUGGUGGAAAAUGAGGCAAUAAUAUGACGAUGUCUGUAGUAGCUGUUGAGCGUCUCAUUCGCUGCCACCUGACAUCAGCUUCUGUCACGCUGCGCGUCGAUGAGACACAGACUCAGUGUGAAAGUAGUUUGACCUAAUUUAAGUGUAAUUAGACGCCCGUGUGUGUUUCUCCCUUUCUGCCUCGUUCUUCCUCUCCCCUUCAUCCAUUUCAGCCUCUUCCACCUUUAUUUCCCGUUUGACUUGGACACAUCAUGACACAUGCUGCCGCUCCUCCGCCACAGGAACUGUCAUGUUUUUGACGCACGUCUGAUCUGUGACAUUUCGGCGCAUUUCAGUAUUUCGCUCCAGUCUGUGGCCAUUUUUAGUUUUGUGCAGUCGAAAAAAGAAAGAGGAAGAUGGGUGCAAACAUUCCUGGUUGUUAAAGGGAGAAAUUUACAGCUGAGUAAUAAAAGUUUACGACUGAAUCCUUUCAGCGAUUGGCUGCAGUGGGCCACGUGGCCCACGGUCUAUGAACAUGAACUUUAUGCUGUUGUCUAUUCUCUGGUCCUUCCCUUGUAUCAGCAGCAGACUAAGCUCGGGCGUACAAACGUCUUUUUAUUAUUUUUUACAUGAAAACAUCGCUCGUUGUCAUUCGGGGGCUGCUUUGUCUGGUAUUUAUGCGAUCUCCGACUUCCUGACAGAGGGAUCUUCGGGACAGUCGCCGCCUCUAGCAGCCGCUGCCUGCGUUUAUCCUCCCCCCCUAAGGCAAUAAAGCCGCGACUGGGAAGGGAAAAAAGGAGCAAGCAACCCAGCUAGAAAAGACUUUUCCCAGCAAACAGACACCCCGUCUCCAUAAGCUCCUUAUCACCGGGACGUGAAGACCGCUAGCAGAGCACUGGAGGCGCGCGCUCUGUUGAUAUUCCCCUUUCGCCAUCGUGACCCCUCGGCUGCUGUGCUGGACCACAGUGGAGCUCCAAACCACGGAGAGGCUGCUGAGGUAAGCUUGGACACCCCACGAGCACCCUUCCUCAGUGUUUUGCUGUUGUGCUGGGCGAUCAGCUGAUUGUUGCUGGGCUGUGAUGACGAACGUUACGCAGGAGUGAGUGUGUGAGAUCAUAAUAAGGUGGAGGUGUCUGCCGUGUAGCUCUGACCUGACCUGUAGCCUUGGAGGCUGUGGAGCCCAGGGCGCACUGUCAUGAUGCCUCAGUGGCUGGUGUAGCAGCACCUGCGUACACCCACCGCUACAGCCUAUAUUAUGGGAGCAUUUUGGAGAUGCCGUGCCAGCCUGAUGUAAUGAAUGGCUCACGGAUAGUAAACUUUCUCAUCACUCAUAGGCCCCUCUGACCAGGCAGUGACAAAUUACAUUCAGAGCUGGCGCUAAUUAUUUCUCCUCUCCAUACUUGUUGUCACUUGUUAUAUCCAGUCUGUGCCAAGAGCUUGAAUAACGUCUUUAAGCAAUUCCAUGCACGCGCGUGUCACACGCGCAAACAGCACAUGCAUAUGUACACACUGGCACGCAGUGUGGGCUCGCGGCAGUGCCCCCUAGCGACCGGACGCGUCUCGUGUAGCGGUGGGCGGUGCUGAGGGUCGUUGUUUAUGGCUGCUGGGUUUCGGCGGCGGUUCACUGCGGAUGUCAGCUGACCCACGGACACGCCGCUGCCGGCGGGUAGCUGUGCGACCUGACGCGUGUUUCUGAGGCUCUGUUUUGUUGUUGUUACUUCGGAGAUGGCGAAAUGUGUCUGUUUCACUGUUGUGCUCCGCCUUAAUGAGAUGCAGCGGUUUGUAUCGUAUAAACAUAGAUCUGUGUGUCACAUAAUCACAAAAGACAGUCUGAGAAGUUAGUGUGUUAUUUUAUUGAUACCACGAGCAAAAGCAUCAUGUCAUUAUCCAAACCGCCAACAGCAACAGACAAGUACCAAACAAGUGCAUGGUAGCCAUAGUCUACAGGAACGAUGUGACACACAAAUACACAAUUAAAUUCACAUCUUCACAUUUAACAAAACAAAAUAAAAUCUGCACAUUAUUUACAAAAUAGCUUGACAUUGAGCAGCACACAAGGAUGUAAGUGUGUGUGUGUGUGUGUGUGUGUGUGUGUGUGUGUGUGUGUGUGUGUGUGUGUGUUUGUGUGUGUGUGUGUGUGUUUGUGUGUGUGUGUGUGUGUGUGAGAGAGAGAGAGAGAGAGAGACAGAGGGUUAGAGAGAAAGAAAAAUAUAUUAGCAGUAAUAGUGGAUGUGGUUUUCUAUUGUUUCCAAAAUGAAAUAGUUCCCAAACACAGUGUGUGUUGCUUGCGUGCGCGUGCACGCCAGACUGCAGUGCUUUGAACGUGCGUUUGAAAUUUAAAGUGGUAGCUUUAUCAAAGCUCAGCUGGCUGAAAAGCUCCCUCUGUGUUUUAUUGUUGUCUGUGCAAAGGCAAAAUAUUGUUGGUGCUGUGAAGUGAGCGGGCGCGUGUGCGCGUCCUGCCUCAGCUACAGCUCAGCCGUCCCGCGUUUCCAUCUUGUAAAAUGCAAUUAUUGGCAAAGGCUCGUUGUAGAAGCCUUUAAAGUCUUAUAACCUACUGUUACACACGUUGUUUGCUUUUCCCUUAUGAAACAUUGCUGUUUCAAUGGCUCGUGUCCGCUGCUGCCCAGCACUGUGCCUGCACAGAGAGAGAGAGACAGAGAGAGGGGGGAGAGAGAGAGAGUCCAUUUAAUAAUCCAUCCAGCCAUUUGAGCUGUUAGGUAAAUCUUGGUUUAGAGUAAGAGGAGAAAACCACAGUCUAUUGUUUUGCCCUGCAGUGUUUUUAAACCAGAGAUAGAUUCGUAUAAAACUCCAUGAAGUCAUGAAUCUGUCCACAUCACCACAUUUAGAAUCUCACUUACAAAUCCCGACAGGGCAAAAAAUUUUGCCUACUAAUGGUCAUAAUUUAUGAUGUGUGGAUCAACAUGCUCUCAUUGGGCAACAGCUUUCUGAGUGCUUAACGAGCAUAAAGUCGAACACUUCCGGACAUUAAUUGGGCCAGCCAGCGAUGCUAAAGUGCUUAUAGAGGGCUUUACAUUGUUAGUAUGUGAAUUACUCUUUAUUAGUAAGGCUAGAAGCGGGGGAGAGGAAAAAGCAUCAAGGGCUGACCAGACUUUGCCUCCCUCGCUGUGUUUUUAAUCAUGGCUGAUAAUGUAGAAAUUUUACAGGUCCCAUAUAACUAAUACUGAGUUAUGUUGUGAUGCGGGAUACAGAUGCAGAUCUAUAAGCACACAGCAGAGGAGCGACGUGGAAGUAGAUAGGCCCUGCUGUGCUGCAGAGAAGCAAGCUGGUGAAGUAAGGCCUGCAGCAUGGGAACUAGAGCCCAGGGCGAACUUUUAAUAGGUCAAAAAGUAAUAAUAAUAAUAAUAAUAAUAAUAAUAAUAAUAAUAAUAAUAAUAAUAAUAAUAAUAAUAAUAAUAAUAAUAAUAAUAACAAUAAUAAUAAUAAUAAUAAUAAUGAAGUCUUUCUUUGGUUAUCCAUAAAUACAUUAUUUGUGGACCCACAUUAAAGGCAUGUGCUAUUAAAGAAUUGUGAAUGAUGAUUACUGAAUUGGAUAUUUAGCACUUACUGCUAAACAUUUGUAGUUCAUUUAACUAUUUUCAUCGUAGAUUUUCAUGCUUUCGUUCGUCGCCCUUUUAGGAUCGUGGAGACCAAACGGCUUCUUCCCUUCCUGCAUCAAAAGCCUCACAUGCGAUUUGCCUCACGGGCCGCAAUAAAACACUAAAACGCAGGGGAAAGAAUGACCUUUCUAAAACUACACACUGGCACAACCUCUGCUGCAUUCCAGCCUCCUCGGUCCACACAUUGGCUUGACUGUUCAGCCUUUAUUUACAGCCUCAGUUCGUCGGGCCGGCGUGGUUUUGUGGACUGUGAAUAACAAUUAGGGAAAGAUCUGGGUUUAAAACUUAAAUUAUUUGGAAAAAAAAUCCAGUGAGAAUAAUUGGUUGCGCCGCUGAAAGCAGAAUUCGUCAUAAUUAGACAAAGGCUUUCAUAUACCGAUACCCAAGACGCAUAAAAACGUAUCACAACCAAAAAUAUGUUUCAUCAAAUGAAGUGAAUAAUGUGUUUUUGUAUUUAAAUUCAAAUUUCAUGCUGCAGACUUUGCAGCAUUUCUUCAAUCUUAUUUAGUUUAAAUUUAAUUCAUCUAAAUUAGACUUUAGGUCGUUUCACGCUGUUAUAAAUUUCUUUUACCUGGCCAUUCACAGAUUAUUUCAAUAUAAUAAAGGCGAAGAAAAAAACAGAUCUCAUUAUCAAACUAAUCUCUGGCACCAGAGACACUAUAGCCCACAGCUUUUCCGCGUUAUUUGCCUGAAAUCUUUGCGCCGAGGAUGUCACAUAUGGCUUCGAAAAAGGUGAAGGGAAAGUUUUAUUGCACCAGCUACUUCCUUCUCUUUGUUCUUGUCUCUUUUAUGGGCUAUUCAGGACCCCAAACAACAGACCAAACAGUGUUGCACGUUUAGGCUGCGAGUAUUUGCCCUACUCAAAAAAUCAAUGAACUGAACCAAUAGGCUGCUGCAACCAGCGCGACUGCGUUUUAACAGACAUUUUCCAUAAUUGUAUUGAUUAUUUUAUGGGUAUCUAUUAUGGCAUGUUGUGAAAGUCCACGCUGAUGUCAGUUGUUGUUUCAAAUUAUUAUGCUGACUGCUAUUUUUUUCCGUUCACUUUAAAACCGGCACCUUUUGACUUUGGCUUUUUUCGUCAACUGUAUAAAAGGCCCUGUAUUUAAAUUAAAGACAAAACACUGAGUGUGAGUGACGGUGUCUUCCUUUAAAUGUGUCGACGCAUUUAGAUCAUCAUCACAAUUCCUCCAUAGUCGCGCGCAGGCUUUGCUAUAGCUUUGUAAAACAGCACCUAAAGUAAUUUCCUAACCCAUAAUUUCCUGCUGAGAUAAUUAUCAGUUCCACUUUGAGCUGUGUGUGCAAGAACAAGAAAAACGUGGAACGUCUUAGUAAGCAUUUAAAUAUGUUAUAUUUUUACAAAACACAACUUUAACGUCUGUGCUGGAUUUUAAAUUGCAUCUUUUCAUGUUAUGGCUGAAAUGGACUUGUUCUUUAUAGCUACGAACUCAUGAUGAACACCAGGCAGCGGCGAGCUUGUGACAGUGGCGUAACCGAUUAGAUCUAUCAAAUAUAGUGACAGAAACGAUCUUCUCCUGCGCACCGGCCAAGCGGACUUGUGCACGCGGUUCCCCUUUGCUUUAUGCCUCCACAUGCUGUGCAGUGCCUUCAUUUCUGCCUGAAGACAGUGCUGCUCGUGUUGCAGAGCCCUGCUGCAUAGAUAGUUGUUGGUGAGCUGGGGAACGUCACUUGCUUUAUUGCCCUCACAGAAGAGAGACCAUAAACGCAUUCUUAGCGUCCACACACACCCUCCCCCAGGUCACUGCAAAACGCAUAGAAAUUGCCCACAUGCCGGAUAAUUCAUACACAAUGCAAACAUCAACAGCGCGUAGGAAACUCUGCGAUGGGACUGAUUUAAGCGAUAAAUGCCGACGUUCGCGUUAGGUCCCACAAGCAGGCAGCGCGUUGUUUUAGGUGGGAGCUUGUGGUUAUUGUUGCAAUCUCUGCAGUGGUGUUGUGAAAUUAAAAGUGAGUUUUCACCUACACACACACACACACACACACACACACACACGCACACACACACACACAUACACACACACACACACACACGGAUACGUGCGCGCGCGCACACACGGUAACACGACACACACGCAGAAUCCCUGUCGCGGGGCUUUGCUUUAAUCUCGCUACAUAUUCUAUUUUAUUUCCACCUUUUCCAUGUGAUCAGCCGCGAGACGCCUUCAAACACCAGCUCGCGUUUUAUGCAAAUCUUCCGCCUUCGACCGUGAUCACUGUACUGAAUGACAUUGGCCACCGCGUGUAUCUCACUUCCUGGUCGACACCACAUCUGUUAAACUUUAAGCCAAACGCUUCCCAUGCAGACGAGCCGUAUGCUGUGCCACUCCAACUCUACGCUGUGUUUAUCGGCAUUUAGCACUAAUGUUCAAGCUCUGAGCUAAAAGCUACAGUUUCUCCUCAACUCCUGCCUCUCAAUUGGUGGAGAACGGUCAGCUGACAUUGUCAUAUUGUCUCUCACCGAGCCAAGCCUCGGCUAUAACACUCGGGUUUGUGCGUCUUAACCGGAGAUUGGAAAUUAAUAAUAUUGAAUCCUCAAAGUAGCUCACGUCCAGUUAGGGGAGCAGGAAAGUCGGGAGGAAAAAGAAGACCUUGGAGAAAAGUGUGGUUGGUGGACACAGACGGGAAGGAGAUUUACUGAGGAGGGGACUGAAAAGAGACCGAUAAAGAAGUGGCGAGAGUUGGAGAGAGGGUUACAGGCAAGGUAUGAAUUCUUAUUUCGCAAACCCGUCGCUCUCCUGCCAUUUAUCCGGUGGUCAAGACGUUUUGCCCAACGUACCCCUAAACUCCACCACCUAUGACACUGUCAGACAUUUUUCGUCGUACGGUGCUGCUGUGACCCAGAAUCGGAUAUAUGCACCUUUCUACUCCCCUCAAGAUAAUGUCGUGUUUGGCUCUGGCAGGGCACAGUAUGAAUAUGGCUCAAACGUGUUUCUCCAAGACAAGGACGUGCUCCCCAGCUGCAGACAAACAAACAUGGGACUCAAUACACAAAGCCACAUUGCUCAAGAGUACAGUUUGGAUCAAGGAAGAGCGGGAGCACAGGAUCAGAAAAGCAACAUCCCGAUCUACCCGUGGAUGCAGCGAAUGAACUCACACAGCGCAGGAGUGGGCUACGGGACGGACAGACGCAGAGGACGUCAAAUAUACUCGCGCUACCAAACGCUCGAGCUGGAGAAGGAGUUCCACUUCAACCGCUACUUGACCAGACGCAGGCGCAUCGAAAUCGCGAACGCGCUUUGUUUGACAGAGCGGCAGAUCAAAAUCUGGUUCCAGAACCGGCGCAUGAAAUGGAAGAAGGAGAGCAACCUGACCUCCACGGUGACUGGAAGUGAACAGACAGGCGGCUCUCAGAAGGAGGAGCGCACGGGUGCAGCAGAAGAGGGGAAGGAGGAGGACAAUAAGAAAGAAUAGCGACAAGAAGUGGAGAGAAAAACACCUGAUGACCAUUAAAACCCAACAUAACUACCUAAAUCUAUAUGGACUUAAGAGCGACUUCACUGCAUGAUGGCUACCCGCAGCUCUCCUACUUAAAUCUCAUGUUCACCACUGAAGUGUUGAGCCUUAGCAAUCCAAAUUAUUUCAGCCACAGAAUGGCCCCUGUGACAUUCGGAGUUUUUUUUACUGCAAUGUCACACUUGUAUUGUGAAACUACAAAGAAGUAUUAACUCUAUGUUAUUCCCUCGCCAGUAAAAUCUGUGUAUUUAUCCCCCACACUUCAUCUAUCACUGUGAACCCUUUGAUCACCUCACAAACUGCAGUGUUGGUCAGACUUAAGUCAGUAUUGAACAUGCACAUUCCACGGAAGGAAAGCACCAGGCGGGCACUUAAUUUACACAGUAUAACCUACUACUUGAAUUCCUCCGCAGAAAAGUGUCCCGCGUAAACCUGAAAGUUGCACGAUUAGUCGCCACACACACACACACACACACACACACACACACACACACACACACACACACACACACACACACACACACACACACACACUUGAACAAUGCCUGUAUAUAAUCAUCAUAUUAUGUAAAUCCAGUACGGACAUAUGUGCAUUUAGCCGCUUGAAUAAACGCUGCAUAACGUACAGCUGCGCUUAGUCUCCUUUAUGACCAUUUGACACAAUAGAAUUUUCUUGUGAGGUCGAUUUGUACACUAGUAUUCUUCACUUUUGUUUGGGAAUUCAUGUUUUGUCAUAACUGUGCAUCAUGGAAUAAAAUAUUUGUAAAAGCUCAA